AGCCACACCACCGCUUGGCAGUGAGUACUUGGGAGCAGCUCUUGGAGACUUUGUACUCGAACCUUCGAACUCCAGCAUGAGGCCAGAGGAAAUAAAUGACCUGCCAAGGUGUCAAGUAACGGACCCUCUCUUAAGCCCAGACUUCUGACUCCAGAUCUAGGUACCCUUCCACUCUCCAAGACUGCCUCCCGCCUGGGGAGCCUGGGCCUCGGCUAGGGGUGGGGACGGCAGGGUCCGUCCGGAGCGCCAGAGUCCCACUCGCGCCCAGCCCUCAGCCCCAGGCCCGGUUGGACGCCCCGCCCCGCCCCGCCUCCUUCCUCCUUCCCGGGCCGGGCGGGUUGCUGUACCGCCGUCACCCGGGCGCGCGCGGGGUCGCGCGGACGCGGCUCGGGCCGCGGGUGCCGAGAGGUCGCCGGGCCACCCGCACCCCCGCUCCCCGCCUGACGCACGGAGGGGCCGGGACGCGAUUUGCCGCGAGUGACUGGAGCCGCCGCCGUCGCCGCUGCCGCCGCCGCCGCCGCCGCCGCCCGGGCCCGCUCCGCCCCCAGCCCGCCUUCCUCCCGCCGCGCCCUCCGCCUCCGCCCGCACCUCGCUAGCGUUCCCCUGUCUUCCCCAACGCCCCGGAGCCGCCGGCCGCUAGCGUCAGCGCCAGCCAGAAUUAAGGAAGUUCACUGGAGUAAAAUGGAGGCCUCAGUAAUAUUACCCAUUCUGAAGAAAAAACUAGCCUUCCUUUCAGGAGGAAAGGACAGACGGAGUGGCCUCAUUUUGACAAUUCCAUUAUGCCUUGAACAGACAAAUAUGGAUGAGCUGAGUGUCACCUUAGACUACCUACUCAGCAUUCCAAGUGAGAAGUGUAAGGCUAGAGGAUUUACAGUGAUUGUGGAUGGCAGAAAAUCACAGUGGAAUGUGGUGAAAACAGUAGUCGUAAUGCUACAGAAUGUUGUUCCAGCUGAGGUGUCCCUUGUUUGUGUGGUAAAGCCAGAUGAAUUCUGGGAUAAGAAAGUAACGCAUUUUUGUUUUUGGAAGGAGAAGGAUAGACUUGGCUUUGAGGUUAUUUUAGUGUCCGCCAACAAAUUGACUCGUUAUAUAGAACCAUGCCAAUUAACAGAAGAUUUUGGUGGGAGUCUCACCUAUGAUCACAUGGACUGGUUAAAUAAGAGGCUGGUUUUUGAGAAGUUUACAAAGGAAUCUACAUCAUUAUUAGAUGAACUUGCUUUGAUUAACAAUGGAAGUGAUAAAGGAAAUCAGCAAGAGAAAGAAAGGUCUGUGGAUUUAAACUUUCUUCCAUCGGUUGAUCCUGAAACAGUUCUUCAGACAGGGCAUGAAUUGUUAUCCGAAUUACAGCAGCGUCGAUUUAAUGGCUCAGACGGAGGGGUUUCAUGGUCUCCUAUGGAUGAUGAACUUCUUGCACAGCCACAGGUUAUGAAAUUAUUAGAUUCACUCCGAGAGCAAUAUACCCGCUACCAGGAAGUUUGUAGGCAACGUAGCAAGCGCACACAGUUAGAAGAGAUUCAACAGAAGGUAAUGCAGGUGGUGAACUGGCUAGAAGGGCCUGGAUCAGAACAACUAAGAGCCCAGUGGGGCAUUGGAGACUCCAUUAGGGCCUCCCAGGCCCUACAGCAGAAACACGAAGAGAUUGAGAGCCAGCACAGUGAAUGGUUUGCAGUGUAUGUGGAACUUAAUCAGCAAAUUGCAGCACUCUUGAAUGCUGGCGAUGAGGAAGAUCUUGUGGAACUAAAGUCACUGCAGCAACAACUUAGUGAUGUUUGUUAUCGACAGGCCAGUCAGCUGGAAUUUAGGCAAAAUCUCUUACAAGCAGCUCUUGAAUUUCAUGGUGUUGCCCAAGAUUUGUCUCAGCAGUUGGAUGGCUUAUUAGGGAUGUUGUGCGUAGAUGUAGCACCAGCUGAUGGAGCAUCGAUUCAGCAAACUUUAAAACUGCUUGAAGAGAAGCUGAAAAGUGUUGAUGUGGGAUUGCAAGGUUUGCGUGAAAAAGGUCAAGGUCUCCUGGAUCAGAUCUCCAAUCAGGCAUCCUGGGCCUAUGGAAAGGAUGUAACCAUUGAAAAUAAAGAAAAUGUGGACCACAUACAAGGAGUGAUGGAAGAUAUGCAGCUUAGAAAACAAAGAUGUGAAGACAUGGUAGAUGUGCGAAGGUUAAAGAUGCUUCAGAUGGUGCAGUUGUUUAAAUGUGAAGAAGAUGCUGCCCAGGCAGUAGAAUGGCUAAGUGAACUUCUGGAUGCUCUGCUUAAGACUCACAUCAGAUUGGGCGAUGAUGCUCAAGAAACGAAAGUUUUGCUGGAAAAGCAUAGAAAAUUUGUUGAUGUUGCACAGAGCACUUAUGACUAUGGCAGGCAGUUGCUACAGGCCACAGUUGUGUUAUGCCAAUCUUUGCGCUGCACUUCUCGGUCAUCUGGGGAUACACUUCCUCGACUGAACAGAGUAUGGAAACAAUUUACAAUAGCAUCUGAAGAGAGAGUACAUAGAUUGGAAAUGGCUAUUGCAUUUCACUCAAAUGCUGAAAAGAUUUUGCAGGACUGUCCAGAAGAGCCUGAAGCUAUUAAUGAUGAGGAGCAAUUUGAUGAAAUUGAAGCAGUUGGGAAAUCACUUUUGGAUAGAUUAACUGUUCCAGUAGUUUAUCCUGAUGGAACCGAACAAUAUUUUGGGAGUCCAAGUGACAUGGCUUCUACUGCAGAAAACAUCAGAGACAGGAUGAAACUAGUUAAUCUCAAAAGGCAGCAGCUGAGACAUCCUGAAAUGGUGACCACAGAGAGCUAAUAGCUACCAGCUACCUACAGAUUUGCAGUUCAUAAUCCCGCAUGUUGUCAACAUACUACAGCAUUAGCCACCACACCUUAAGAUGCAUUUCACAGCCAAAAUAAGUCUCAUUUCUUUUCAUGACACAUUUCUCUUUACAUGUUAACACCUUGCUACUACCAAGGCAUAAUUACUUAACAUGCUUCGAGGCUGUAGAUUCCAAGUAUCUUAAAAGAAGGAACUAUAAACAUUGCACUGAAAACUUGCUUUAAAGCUUUACCUGACCUGUCAGUUUGUAGACAAACAACUGAUAAUAAGCUUUGAAUGGUGCUAAUAAGAGUAGGAAUUCUCUCUAUUAAAAAGAAAAAAAAAAAGUUGCCCUUCCUCCACAGGUGAUUUAGUAAAUUUAGACAGUAAACUCUUGUUAGUAGACAGUGGUGUCCUCAAAAUUUUACUUUGUAAUUCUUCAGAAUUGAUUAUUUUUAUUGUGUCAAUACAGAGAAAGCCUUUCAGAUCUUUGAUAUAUCAUAGUCAUUAAAAGACCUUUUCCUAUUUGUAUUGAUAAUGUAUUAAAAGUUGUUUGUGCUUAAUAAAAGACUUCUUUAAACAUCUUAUUUAAUUUAGUAGUUACAUCCUAUUUCCAAACAUGAGUGCCUUAUUUAAAAGGGCAUUCUUAGGACUGUGAGGAUGGUUUAAUAUUUGUUUUUUCAUGGUGGUUGCAUGUAUUUUAGACAGGAAAUACAUAUGUAAGCAUGUGUAUAUAAUAAAUAAGCAUGUUUUAUGAGAAAUUAUUGUGAACAAUUUAGAUCUUUAAGAACUUAUUAAUAAUGGAAUACUAUUUCUAAUUUUUCUCUUUUUCAACUUGAAAAAUAUUCUCAAAAUUAUUAACUACCCUGAAGAUACUUUGUCUUUAGGGGAGGAGGGCUGAUGAAGAAGGCAUACAUAAUUACUUCAGUGUAAUCCUUUAUAUCAGAGUAAUCUUUCUGGAACUAAAAUAGCAAUUGUUAAUAAAAUUUAGUUUCUCAUUAUAGUCUAAAAGCAAAAUAAAUUCUGAAGUAGUCCAAUAACAGAACUGUAUGACUCCUUUAGAAAUAAAAUUUAUCAUGAAAUGCUAGUUCUUUUAAGUUUGUAUUAAGUUUAAAUGGUAAAAUGCAUAUAAUUUAAAUUUUAUGUAUUUUUAUUUCAGAACAUUUUUAAAAUAUUAAAAAUUAUUUUUUAGUCUUGUAGUCAUUACAAAAUUAUAAACGAGUUGUAUACUGGUUCCUUUUUGAGGUCUACAAACAUGUUCAUGUAUCUUCCAAUGCAAAAAAAAAAAAAACCCUCCCUUUUAACCUGCUAGUUUUUCCAGCCUUCUUCACUGACUGACAGACUUCUUGGAGAAAUCCACAUCCAGUGCCCCUACAUCCUCAUCACUCACUACUCAGCACCUUGCAGUCUGGUUUUACACAGCACUCUACUGAAACUGUUCUUUUGAAAGUCAGCAAUGGCCUCCCAGUUACCAAACUGAAUGGUUUUUUUCUCCAUCUGAAUCCCUUACCCUUUUCUCUGCAACAUUUACACCAUUGAGCAACCUUUCCUAGACAGUGUCUCCUUCCUUGAAGAUGCUAUCCUCUGAAAUAACUGUGAGUACAGUCGCAUAACCCUCAUUUAAGAUGUGCCUGCUGAACAUGUGCUCUCUCAGAUCCUGUCCUCAGAAUGCUUUUGGCUCUUUUCUAGGUAUCUCAUCCUUAGAGUUUUUAUUUUAUACCAAUGUUCUGGAUUACAUACCUGGUCCAGAAAUCUAGACUUGUAUUUCUUUUUAAUUGCCUACUUGACGUUUCAACCUUGAUUAAAGAUUGACAAUAUUUAUCACCUUUUCCUCCUGGAACAAUUUAGGUUAAUGGUGCAGCCUUUUUUCCUAGUCAAACAUGCCAGGAAGUUCAGGGCAAAGUUCAACUGCUCCCUCUUGUCUUAUGUGGUCACUGCUUCUGAGAACAUCCAGGAAGUUCUUUCUAUACUUGAUAAUCUUCUCAGUCCUUUGGGGCUUUACUGCUAUGAGUAUGAACUUUUGUGAUUAUUUAUUUCAGUCUUCAUGAUGGUGCUAUCACAUUCUACAGUUGUUUAUGUCUGUACCCACUAAGCUCUUUUGAGGGAAGGAAUCUUGUCUUCUCCUAUUCCCAGUCUUGCUCAUGCAUAACUGAUGCCCAUUCCUCGUAAAUGUGAAUGCUGUAUUGUAGGCAUUAGUAAUAAUCCCUGUUACAUUGCAGUCUGAAGUAUGUUUUAAACAUACUUUUUUAAAGUUAGAACUGACUUACAAGUGAAUCUAUUCUUAGAUUCUUAGAUACUAACUACUUUAGAUAUUUAGUUAUACUCAAUAACUAAAUAUCAAUACUCAAUAUGUUUCUUCUGAAUUUCAGAGUAGUUAGAAUGUUUUUCUUAAGACUUUGCUAGAAAGGAACUGGUUUGUUAGUAAUUCUGCCAUCAACUCAUGGAGUUAUAAUUGCCAAAUGAGUUAAUUUUUAUAUACCUUAAGCUAUCUUGCCUACAAAAAGUAAAAUAAGGCAGGGUUCAUAAAUGUUACUUGUAAAUUGAGUGUUUCACAUGAGACCAAGUAUGAUUUUAACAUAAUGAAUAUCAUUGCUCCUCAUCUGUAAAUUUGCUGCUGCUUUCAUAUGUGUAUCUGUACAUAGAGUUAUGAAUGAAAAUCCAGUAAUGCCCUAAAGCAACUUUUUUUCAUAGGGUCAAAGCUCACUUAAGGUAAACGUGUGAAAAAAGUGACUGCAGUGUGUUUGAAACCACAAGCUGUUUCUAUGUCAUAAAUUAACAUCAGCUUGCAAGUCUCUGAAAGAACCACUCAUUUGUAAUUGGUAUAUGUCACAACCUCCCACAUUCCUUUAGCCCAUCUCAGGGAAUUAUUGAAACGCUGGCAGGGUUAGUUUCAUUUUGUUUUGGUUUUUUGGGGUUUUUUUGUUUGUUUGAGGAUUUUUUUUUCCUUUUAUCAUUUGUUUGCUCCUGUGUAAGCUUAAUAUAUAAUGGCAGUUUGUCAUCUGUUCUUCGCACAUGUCUAACCCAGCAGAGUUAUGCAAAAAUGAUGACUUCAUUUUAGGUCAAAUUGGCUUUGUUCCCAGUCCUCAUUGUUGGUCACUUUGUUCAGUUCUGGUGACUCAUUGGUGAUGUUGAUGAAACUGCUCAGCCUGCCAGCUGGGAUACUGAUGGCAGGUCUAGGCUUCAUUGCUAGGUAGAAGAUUGAAUACUUCUCACUUUAUACAAAUUUACAUUGGCUAUUGCUCCCAUGUGUUAGCUAGUCUUAACAUGUUUGUUAUUUCAUUAUCUUAUUAGCUGACAUACGGAGUGGUAUUAUUAGUGUCGUACUCCUUAGUGUGAGCAUGACAAUUAAGUUACCUUACUAACAGUGAUGAGUAAACCAUACUCUGAUCUAAACCCAUUGUUACCAAUGAUGUGAUUAUGAAGUUAGCUGAAUCUAUGGUCUACAUUUGAAGAAAUAGUUCAGAAUUCUCUACUACAUUGUAAGUUACUUGCUAAUAGAGAUUGGGCAUUAUUAUGUACUACUCCCCUUCUCACAUCCUACCCAAAGUACACAAGGCCGUAGUAAAAUACUGUUGCUACUAAAAACUAAACAUACUGUGGUUGCUAAUGUCCUUUACAUCUUCAGCCUAUAGGGAAUGGUACAGGCAGAAACAAGCACCAUUGAGUAUAUUAUCAUCAGUAGUGAGAUCUGUAUGAUUAGGAUAUCUUUGCUUAAGCCCCCAAAGGAAAAAUUCUCUAGCAUUAAAAACAUGGCUGGAACAUAGCUAAGCAGUUAACCUAAUUAGUAGACUUAUUAUUAACGUUCAGUCCUAAAAAUGAAAAGCUUCAGUUGGGAGUAGAAAAUAUACUAUGCUGGUAUAUAGAGCAACAAAUACCCUGAUGAGAUAAAAUGAAGUAGAAACUUACCAUUUGACAUUAUUUGACUUUCAUACAUGCUACUGAAAAGUCUAGGUUUAGCUAAGAAGCAUAAAUAAUGGCAGUACUUGUAGAGGAAAGAACAUACCAGCUAAAACAAGAACUGUAAUGAAUAUAAUGGAAAGUGUUUGGAGCUUGAAUACUUGGCUUCAAAAAUCUGGCUUUGCCAUUUACUGUUAAAAAAAAUCUGAGAAUUUAUCUCAGGCUGUAAAAUAGAGAAGUCAUACCAAUUUCAAGAAUAAAAUAUGAUAUAAAGAAUGGUUGAAGCCAAAAUAUCCAGAAAUAAACAGAAUGGAAGGUAUCAUUGCUAUAAUUAUCUUUUCAGAAUAAAAAAUAGAGUAUUCUUUAUCCUUUCUGUUGUCUCACAUGACAAGCAUGGGAUGGUGAGGAAAUGGCAUAUUGCCUAUGUUCGCCGCCCCACCCCCCUUAGUUCCACCACCCCUUCACCGUCACCCCCAGUUCACUAGUGUAUCAGAAUGCAUCUUCAGAAUUACACACUGAAGAUACAAAAGGUCCAGUUGGUAAGCUCAUCAGUAAAUAACAAGGCUUUGAAAUCUGACAAAUUAGCUAUUUUUGUAGGAAGAUAAUAGAACAGCAAGAUGGAAGACAAGUGAUGAGUAUCAUCUGUUUUGAGGUUGACAGGGUGUGACAUAACCCUGUUAAUAGACACAAGUAAAAGAAAAUCAUACUAGGAUUGGAUAUUAGUGAGUGAGCACCGACCAGUAGAAACAACAACAGCAUAAAUCUGUUAUUUAUAAAGUAUCCCAAUAAUGAGGUUAAAAAAAAAAAAGAACAAAGCAUGAAAAGACCACAGUUAGUGCUGGUUAUGCUUAGAGAGGAGCAGUCUCUUGGUAAACUCAGGCAGUGAUGAUGAACAGAAAAUGGCCGAGUGAUACUGUAAUCGAGGCAUAGAACUAAGGACACUCCGUGAGCUGGCAUAAAUACAGGGGAGUCUUUAAGACUGAAAAAAGUUCAUGGGUAUGACACUUAAUAUGACUCAACAUUACUGCAGAAUUUUAAAGCAAACAUGAAAGCUUGAGAAUAAACACUAGUCCCUCUACUUCAAGAAAAAGCAGAACCUGUACUAGAACAUGAAGAACUUAGAGAUCAAAAGACAGCCAGAACUAUGAUGAAAUAUUUUGAAAGCAGUGGGCACAUUUUAAAAGAUUUUUUUUUGGAGAACUUUAUGAGGCUAUAUGUAUAAUUCCUAUAUGUAAUUUUAUAGGAAUUCUUAACUGAAAGUAGUUAUCAACUGCUACUUAUCAGGAGCAGUGUUAUUAGGGAUUUUAAGUUAGGCAUGUAGAAAACUUUCUGACAAAAGGGCUACUGAACUCCAGCCAGUUCCCAGUGAAUCUCCAGGAGGCACCUUAGAAGUCUUCACAAGCUGAAUACCAUGUCUUUAGGGUGUCCAAAUGCUUCUGUCUUGGGGGAGAGAUGAGAGAUGACUGGGUGCCUUUCCACUCAGAACACAGUAGACCACUCACUAUUUAAGACCAAGCCUCACUUCUUUUCUAUUACAGUUACAGAUUCUUUUUUAGUCUGGAAGUUAGGGUAAAUAAAAUUUGUAUGUUUGAUUUUUCUCUUAGGAAUGUUUUCUCAUCUUAACUCUUAUGUUAUCUUUAUGGCCAACAGAUUUGCUCAGAAUAUAUCAUCAAAAUAUAUGUAUUGUAUUUUGUAAAGGUGAAAGGAUCGAAAUACCACUUUGACAGUUAUAAACCAGAGUAGAUUUGAGAACUGAUUGCUCACAUCACACUUACGAAUAGUCUCAGAAGCCUUUAAGAGAAACUUACUUCUAAAUGGACACUUAGAAGAAUUUGAUGAUCUUACUGUCAUAAAAUCAGUAAUGAAAUUCUCAGCAAAACUAUUUGGUAAACAUUGCACCCUGUAUUUUUACCCAACAUCUUGUUAUGAAAAUUAUCAAAUACAUUAAAAAGUUAAAAUAAUUUUAUAGUGUACUCACUACCUAGAUGCUAAUUAGCAUUACCUAUGCUUGCUUUGUCACAUAUCCAUUCAUCAUUUCAUAUUAUUAUUUGAUGCAUUUUAAAUUGCAUAUCAUUAACUAGAGUUCAUUGUUGGCUUUUUUACAUAAAAUUAGCAUGCAAUGAAGUGCAUAGAACAUAUGUGUUCACUGAGGUUUGGCAAAUGCAUAUAGUGCUAUGGAAAUAGGAAACGUUAUCACCACCCUAGAAAGUUUCCACACUGCCCUUUCCAGUCAAUUCCUGUCCCUACUUGACCCUCAAAGGCAACCACUGUUCCUUUUUCUACCAUAAGAUUUUUCUGUUCUAAAACUUUAUAUAAAUAGAGUCACACAACAUGUACGCUUUUCUACAAGGCUUCAUUUUUUUAUUGCUGUUCUUUUUUAUUGCUGAGUAGUAUUCCACUGUAUGACAAUAUUACAGUUUGUUUACUUAAUUUCCUAUUAUUGAUAGAUACCUGGGCUGUUUCCAGGAUUGGCCAUUAUAAAUAAAGCUGCUAUGACCAUUCUUAUGUAAGUCUUUGUGAACAUAGGUUUUCAUUUCUUUGCAGUAAAUUCCUUGGAUUAGAAUUGCUGGGUCACAGGGUAGUUUUAAAAGAAACUGCCAUACCUUUUUCCAGUUCAGUUUUAUUGUGCCCUGUAUUUUGUAUUUUGAUGUGCAUAAAGGUGUAAACUAUUUUUAUGAUCCAUAUUGAAGUAUUAGAAGAAGUGAGUUUGGAAUAACAAUGGCAUUGUUCAUGGUCAAGGAUGACAAUUGGAACUAUCUGAGGAAAGCAAAGACCUGUCUGCCCCAAACAGCUCCUCAAGGGGUUCCUAUGCCUGAAACUUUAGCAAUAUUUCACUCCUUGAAAGGUUAAAGCCCAACCAUGGUGAUAUGUUAGCUAGAAGAAACAGCACUGGUUUGUUUAUGUUACUAACUUUCACCACCCGUUUUCAGUAGGUAAAGUAAGACUGAUCAUUGAACAGAAAAGGUUAUUUCUGUGAUGAGGUUGAGGGGGUAGUGGAAAGCAUGUAUUGCUAGUAAGCCCCAGGUGCAGCUAUGUGAGAGAGAGUCACCUGGACAGGGAAGUCCCCCAAAUGGUGGCCAGAAGAGCAGAAAACGGGGUGGGAAAAAUUCUACCUCACAGUUUUGCAUAGGGGAUAGCUAUGCUUUUACGGGACAUUUUAGCGUUUAAAAAUAUUUUCAAUAUUGUCUCUUUAUUCAAUACCACCCAGCUGUAGUUUUUUCACACUCUGAUGACUCUCUUAUCCACUCUUUUACCUCUCCCAGCUGUUCUAUUACAUACAGCAUUCACCUGUAUUAGUCUAUAGAAUUAUAAUCAUCUGUGUGUUUCUAAUGCUCAUUUUCAAAAAUAUGUAUGGUUUAUUCGAUUUUCCUAUUAAAAUUUUAAGGGCUGGGAAAUUUGGCUUCUACUGUAAAUCCUUAUAAUGUUCCACACAUUGUAAAUAUGCAAUAAAAAUGUUAAAAACUCUAA
Pan troglodytes (chimpanzee) is the source of this 10143-nucleotide messenger RNA. It is a transcript of the gene SESTD1, whose product is annotated as SEC14 and spectrin domain containing 1. The record is from RefSeq and is a predicted model, not a curated record. The transcript is spliced from 18 exons. Lineage: Eukaryota; Metazoa; Chordata; Mammalia; Primates; Hominidae. The coding region runs from base 682 to 2772 and encodes 696 amino acids. Gene Ontology annotation, molecular function: phosphatidylinositol-4-phosphate binding; phosphatidylinositol-3-phosphate binding; phosphatidylinositol-3,4-bisphosphate binding.